CGCUCUUUAUCUUGAAUUGCUCUUCAAGAUAAUCGCCUUUUAUCUGCUUUUUGCCUAUUUGGUCAAGAAUGGAAAAUAGCUAACGGAAACUACAGACAUGAAUAUUUGUGAAACGCCAAUCGCGAACGCUCUUCAAGAUAAUCGCGUUUGUGGAACGCUCUUUGGUGGUUCUGUUUCAGCCAAAAAGACAGAGAACCGCGAUGAUGACGAAGCGCGGGUUCAGGACCACCGUCCUCGUCAUCGUCAAUUUUGUGUGAUACCGAAAAUACCCCUGGUUGGGUCGAAGAUUCUCACGCCUUACCACCAAUCCCAACCCAAGCGAACCAAUCCUCGUGAUCUCACUCCUCUCCUUGUUCUCCAUCUGGAUCUGGUUCUUCCUCUUCGGCCCCAUCCGAUCGGGCCUCAAGAUCUGGUUCUUCCUCCUCGUCCCCAUCCGAUCGGACCUCAAGCGCUUUGAAUUCCUCAGAUCUGUUCUCUCCGAUUGUGGCUGUAACAGUGUUUCGCGGAGAUGGCAUCGGAGCAGGGUGACGCUGUUCUGUCUCUGGAGUCGCCGGAUCUGGAGGAAGAUGGUGGAGGUGGAGGUGGAGGUGGAGAGUCUGAUUCCGACGAGGAUUUACGGGAGAAUGACGACGUUAUGAUCCCUGAGGAGAAUGACGCCGACGACGACGAUCCGGAGGAGGAAGAUCUGAAUUCGCCGUGUACUUCGUCACUCGCCAUGGUCUCCGCGGCGGCUGUUGUGGUUUCCCCGACCGAUGCCGUAACCGUGGCCCUGCCGGCGGGAUCCGCCGUCGCUGUCGCCGCGAUUCCUGUAGAUUCCGAUCAGAAAUGGCAUCGUAUGACGGAGAUCGUUCAGCAGAGACCGGCGCUCGAUGACUCGAGACGGCUUUUUCAGAGGCUGUGGACGGACGAGGACGAGAUCGAGCUCCUCCGUGGGUUCCUCGUGUAUAUGACGUCGCACCGCGGGAGCAGCUCUCAUCCGCCGGACACGGCGCCGUUUUACGAGCAGAUAAAGUCGAGGCUUCAGCUGGAUUUCAACAAGAACCAGUUGGUGGAGAAGCUCCGGCGACUGAAGAAGAAGUACCGGAAUGUGAUGAGCAAGGUCAGCGCCGGAAAAGAGGUAUUCUUCAAAAGCCCUCAUGAUCAAGCUACUUUCGAGAUUUCUAGGAAGAUCUGGAACCAUUCCGGGAAAAUCAUAGGGUUUGAAGAUAACAACGUACCCGAUUUCGAGGAAACUAACCACCACCACCAUGUAAAUAACAACAAUGGCAAUUCAAUCAUAAACACCCCUAGUGGUAAUCUGAAUACGGAGAUUGAUUCUGAGAACGGCGUCGAGAAGAAAGCGAUGAUGAGUAACAGCAGUGGGUCAAGGAAACGAUCACGAUCAAGAAUAGGGAAGACAGAGGAAGACAAACCUGUUACCCCGUGCGAUGGAAACGUAGGAAAUGCAAACGAGAAUGUAGGCGGGGGGAAUCUAGCUGGGUUGAUAGAAGAGACUGUGAGAAACUGCGUCUCACCCGUGAUCAAGGAGAUGAUGAACGGGACAACGGCUAUGAUGAUGGCCACCAUGGGAGGGUUCCCUGGUGGUGGCGGCGGCCAUGGCUUAGGUGCAUUAAGCUUAAGCCCCAUCUUAAUGCAGCCACUGGGCUUGGGGCUUGGUGGUGGGGGUAAGUCGGUGGUGGAUGAGCGGUGGAGGAAACAAAAGAUUUUGGAGCUGGAAGUGUACUCGAGGCGAUUAGAGCUCGUGCAGGAGCAGAUCAGAGUCGCAUUGCACGAGUUAAGAACAAUGCCCAGUGGCUGACGAUGAAGAAGAAGAUUUGGAUGAUGAUGUAUAAGUUAUUAUGCCUCGCAAGGCAUAAUCUUUUUGAGUUCAAAUGGGUCUACGAGAUGGGCAAUUGGAAGUAGUCUCUGUCUUUUCUCUGUGUCUAUUUAUUUUCCUGUAAUAUGUCCAUAGGGAUGUGAGAGAGAGAGAGAGAGAGAGAGAGAGAGAGAGAGAGAGAGAGAGAGAGAGAGAGAAGUUUGUGUAUAAUAAACCUUUUUUUAAUAAGAGAUUUGUAGUUAGUUUGGUAAAACACGAAGAAGAUUAUCUUAAUUAA
Tarenaya hassleriana is the source of this 2093-nucleotide messenger RNA. RefSeq names its product probable transcription factor At3g04930. Gene Ontology annotation, biological process: regulation of DNA-templated transcription. The coding region runs from base 509 to 1798 and encodes 429 amino acids. The transcript has a single exon. Lineage: Eukaryota; Viridiplantae; Streptophyta; Magnoliopsida; Brassicales; Cleomaceae. The record is from RefSeq and is a predicted model, not a curated record. Gene Ontology annotation, cellular component: nucleus.